AUGAGUGGAGUAGGGUUUAGUCCACUCACAUGCCUCCUCGCCUGCCUGUCCCCCUGUUCCUCUCUUCCUUCCACCCAGAAAUCCACGGAGGAGUCACCUGCAUUCCCAGUGGACAUGUGGUAUGUGCUGCGCAACGUGCUGCGGCGGCUCUCAACAGUCUACUGGAAGCCGGGACGGCUGCAGCGCCACCUGCUCAUGCUGGGCGCUGAGGACGUUGACGUUACGCUGAAGAAUCCGGUAGCGGCCGAGUCAGUCGCGGAUCUCAAAAAAGUCAACCGCUGCUGCCUUUCAUCCUUUCCCUCCUUGCCUCCUCCUCCCUGCCUUCCCCCACAGCUAGAGGAUUCGGUGGUGGCCAAGUCAGUGGCGGCGCUCAAAGAGGGCUGGAAUCGAGUCAGCCGCUGCUGCCGAGGCCUGGGGCGAAGCAAGCCACAACCGCGCCGGGUGCUGCGGGUGGGCAAGCGGUGCUUGAAUGCCGACGCCCUGCUGGGGGUGCUGGAGCGCUGCGCUGCCAACCGCCCUCCUGGCAGUGACUCCGUGCGGGGAGGAGGCUUCAGCUUCAAGCGACAGCUCUGUGCUGCCAACAGACCUCCUGGUAGUGACUCCAUGCGGGGCGGAGGCUUCAGCUUCAAGCGACAGACCGAUCCCGACCCUACCAUCGAGGUUCAGCCCAUAGCUAACGUGAUCCUGGCGCAGUUUGGGGAGGUUCUGGAUGGGAUGGCAGCCCCGGUGGCCCCACUCAGAGACCAUGAGCAGCAACAGUUGGAGGAAGAGGAGGAGCAUAAGAGACUCAAAGAUACACUCACUAGGGUUUCUAGAGACGCUGCAUUGACAGCGGAGGGACUAGAAGUGCUGAAGGGGGAGGUGCAGCUGCAGAGGAGGGCAGUGAGGAGGCUGCAGAAGCAGGUGGUACAGCAGGAUAUGAGAGCGAUUGAGCAGGCGAGUGCGCUGCACCAGCAGCUGCUGCUGCAACAGGAACUCAUUCUGCGCUUGUUGAAUUCACAGAGCGACUCCGACGCUGCUUGA
Messenger RNA from Closterium sp. Naga37s-1, 1023 nucleotides. Lineage: Eukaryota; Viridiplantae; Streptophyta; Zygnematophyceae; Desmidiales; Closteriaceae. The record is from the annotation of a GenBank genome assembly.